Messenger RNA from Oreochromis niloticus (Nile tilapia), 1216 nucleotides. RefSeq lists its product as uncharacterized. Bases 456 to 1124 code for a protein of 222 amino acids. Lineage: Eukaryota; Metazoa; Chordata; Actinopteri; Cichliformes; Cichlidae. The transcript is spliced from 5 exons. The record is from RefSeq and is a predicted model, not a curated record.
CAGUUCAUCUGCGCAGCACCUCAGGAGCCUGGAGCUGACGCCAUCUGGACCUGCAACCUUACGCAAUCUUGCCUUCAUAUAUUGUCUUCAGCUUCACCUGCACAACAGCUGUCGUGCCAAGAAACCCUGGAUGACCAGCCAGAUCCGCACACUUCUCAAAGCCCGGGAUGCUGCCUUCAGGUCGGGCGACUGAGUUCUGUACAGGUCUGCUCAACCCGAUCUGAAAGAAGCUAAGACGGACCAUAAAAGUAGCAUAGAGUCCCACCUGUCCAGCAACAACACACGGGGGUGUGGUUGGGCAUACAAGACAUCCUAAACCACAGAGGCUGCACUGUGAAAACAGGAAACUUAAGUGUGCCACUGCUGAAGGAGAUAAACACUGGAAGUAGAAGUACUGAGCAUCUCCAUCAUAGUCAGCAUUGGCAGUGAAAACAGCUCAGUUGAUCAUCAUGUGAAUGCAGAGAAGCAGGAAAGGAGGAGGGCUGAAACUGCACGUCAGAGGAGGAAGAGAUGGAGACUAUGAAGACUCUGCUGAAGGUUUAUCUGCUGCUGCUGAUCGGACCUCCCUUCACUCUGAAGCAAGAGAGGAAGCCCAGAUGUUUGCAUUUGGAUGGGAGAGACUGGCCUGUGAUCUGAACCGGAAAGCUAGAGGAAAAUGGAUCUACCUGUGGGUGAAGAGGGAGAGACCAACCUACAUCUGUGACAUCACUGCCAAUGCUGACUAUGAUGGAGAUGCUGACUACUUCCAGAACGGCUACAUCAGAGUGGAUGAAGAUACCAACAGAGGUGCAGGAGGAUCCUUUGUCUUCAUCUGGUACCGUCAGACCACUAACUCUCAAAGAGCCAUCACAGAUCUGAAGAUCUCCACUGAUGAUAUAGAGAAGAAGUGGUUUCGGUAUAUGGGCUUAACAAGGGUAACUACUGAUCUAAGCAAGGGGGCAGGAGGAAGUUACGUGUACCUGUGGUACAAGAAAGACUCCGGUCUUCCCAUUCGGGCGGUCUCUGUGAUCGUCAACACAGCAGCUGUGGAGCAGUACAGAUAUCCCAGGGUCUUCAUUAGACAAAAAAACCUCAACAGUGGGAACAAAGGUAAUACGCUGUACCUGACCUUCAGUUCGUUUUAGUAACAGAGCUGGGAAUGCUCACUGGGCAGAAACCAAAGAGUCUAUGGUGUUCCUGUUUAACCAGUUUGAUUGUUUUUCUUUCCUUUCUGAAA